This is a messenger RNA of Linum trigynum, 2616 nucleotides long. NCBI's taxonomy places the organism in Eukaryota, Viridiplantae, Streptophyta, Magnoliopsida, Malpighiales, Linaceae. The record is from the annotation of a GenBank genome assembly.
CGCUUUAGGGAGGGGUUUUCAGCAGAUUUUAAUAGGCAAUUAAUAGGGGAUAGUUAAUCGAUUGAGAUCAUGGUUAUAAAAAAAACAAGGAUGAAGUACAGGGGAGGAACAGAGAGUGCGAGGAGGAGAGAAGGUCGUGGUGGGCAGUUCCGACGAACACAGCCACAGGAUCAAAAUGAAGAAGAUGACGUGAUUCCUGAGAAGAGGAGGAAGGCGUGCGAACCGUGGACGCGCGAGGAGUUCCAGGAACGCAGCGGCGACGAUGAAUCUUGACGUUGACUUCGACGUUCGUGUCAUUUCCGGCGUCGACAAGGCGAGUAGUGAAGCAGGGCAAAUGGAGAGGGUGAGAGCCUACCCUCCAAAGCGCCGGGGAGUUUCGGCAAUCCGUCAUUGGCCUCCGAAUUGUGGGCCGAGGAGAGACGAGCUGGUUGCCGGCAGCGGCGGUGAAACAACGACAAUGGUGACCGUUGGGGAAUCGUUGCUCGAGGAAGAAGAGGAGCCAGAGGAGUGUGAUUGUUGUGAGUUCGAAGAUGGGGAGGAGGACGAUGGUGGUGGAGGCCGGAGACAGGACAGCGGUGGCAACAUCGACGACGGCGAGAAGGUGAGAAGAUCCCUCCUGUAACUUUGGAAUUUCGAUGGCAUAGUCUAGAGAAUUAGAUGAAUAAUUGAGGGUAAAUUGGUCUUUUAGAGACAAGGGCGGUUUGGGAAUUUUUUUUAGAAUUUUGGGUGUCAAUUCGUAAAUUACCAUGGCAGGGAUUAAUUCGUAAUGGGUGAAGGUUUGGGUACCGAAUUGAAGUAAGCCAACUGGACUGGAAUGUUAAAUCAGAAAGUUGAAAUUGGCAUGGAGGACUAAAUUGUACAAUUCUGGAAGUUGGGGGCCGAAUUGGUAAAGGUCAGGAACUCUGGGUACCAUUUUGUAAUUCGUCAUUUUGGGGCAAAUAGGUAAUUUUCCAGAAUUUUGUGGGGAAUCCUAGGAAAGAUUAAAUGGAGGAAUUUGGGUUUGGAAUCAACCAAAUUUGAGGUCGUUUGAUUAGUUACGUUUGUAGAAAGGAGUAUUAAGUUUUGCCUAAAUACUUAAUAGGAGAAUUUGCAAGGAGAUGAUUGAGCGUGGAAUCUCGGACGAUGACAUGGAUCAACCGGCAAUAAAGAGGGGUCGUAUUGAUCAAUCAAGGUCGGCUAAUAAGGUGAGUGUAAAGGGGGGUAAAAUCUCCGUCGAGGUCUUUUAGUUUAUGCCUUUUUAAUUCAGUUAUGUUAUUUAAUUUUCAAGUAAGCGCGAUUGUGUUUGUGAGGUAUCCCACCGCCUACUUAAGGUGGAGGCACGCGUUGUGCUAUGUAUGUAUGUGUUUAUGAUGUAUGGUUGAUGGUAUGAGGAACCCCCGGGCGGUUGGGCCACUACUGGACGUGGUAGAUGGUCGGGUCACUACUGGACGGCGAUACGUAACGCAGUAGUUGACCGGGCAUGGACUGGACGGCGAUACGUAACGCAGUGUCAUUUCCUUGAGGAUAGGGACACCGGACGGCGACACGUAACGCGGUGAUUCCCUAGUAUAAGUAAGUUAAGGUAGUAGUAGUAGAGAACUUCUAUGGCUUAAGGUUAAAAGUUGAAAACCUCUAUGAGUUAAAGUCGAAGUGAGUUGUUAAGGAUGAAAGUGAGAACGACUUUCAUCUAAGGAAAGGAAACGCUAAUAACGUGUUUUAGUAAGGAGAUUUCUAAGGGCAGAGACCUUAGGAAGUAACGACGAGACUGACCCCUUCUCACUCACCAGGUUGAGUUGGGUUAGCGGAAGUGCAUCCCGAGAAGAAGUAAGAUGAGGUGACCGGACGUGCCAGUACUAGUGAUAUGUCAAGGAGCUGGGUGAAGAGUAGAGUUAAAACUUGAAAGUUAUUUUAUGAUUAUGAGUAUAUGUACUGGAGAUUCAAGGUUCAAGAUGCUGGGCUAAGUUGUUUAAGUAUUUGGAUUUUGAUUGCCCAAGUGUUAGGGCUUUUCGUUUGAACUUCUUAAAUAAUGUCAGUUUGUUUAUUUUAAAAAGUGGUUUGGUUGCUCCGGAGUAACCGGUUUUUGGUUUGAGUUAUGGUUUGGUUUUUGAAAAGAGACGGGACGUGUCAGGUCUAGUCGAAACCUUAGAACCUUGUUUUGGUUUUAGGUUGAAGAUGUGGAACAUCAUGCUACGUUUGCCACCACCCAAAAAGCUUUUUCCCCAUGUCCAAGACAACAACCAGUAAUUUGAACCCGUGUCUAAGACCUCCGGACAAGCUAGUGAUGACACCCAUCCUUGUGAGCUCUAGCAUUUAGAGGCUACUGUCAUGGUGAAGAGACGAUAAGGCUGAGCGUUUGAGUAUGAACAUCUUUUCCAUCAAAAUGGUCCUGACCCCAUUGGUCGAGAGUGAGUGAUUUAUUCAUCAUGCUUUGUUAUUAUCAUGUAUCCCGGCGAGUACAUAGUUUUCUCAGUCAUUGGUUCCUAUUACGUGAUCUUUAUGCAUGGUUAACUGUGAUUGGUGAGUCGUCAUUAUAGGUUUUGUUUUGGUUUGUGCAGGGGCGGACCCACUCUUUGUUAAGCCUUGUCAGUUGACAAACCUUACUUAUUAAGUUGGACCAAAUUAAGUUGUAAAAAUUAU